UUUGGUGCAGGGGUCAAAGAAGAAGUCUGUUCCGUAUUGUCCUCAUUGACCAGAAGACAACAUGUGUGAAGAUCUGCGCGCUGAGCUGCAAGACUUCCUGCAGAGCUUGAACAUCAAGAGCAGCUGUGUGGAGCAUCCUCCGGUAAGAACCGGGACCUGCUCGGCCUCAUCCUUCUGCAGGAAGACCUUCAUGUGGAGCAGCUUCAGCGCUGAGAAGUAGCUUCCUGCUCAGCGGGUCACCGCCUUCACGGACACAGAACUAACCCACUGGGUUCAGUGUAUCAGCCGAACCGCUCAGCAGAGGUGUUUCAUCAUAAGUCAGGAGGUGGUGUUCACGGUGGAGGAGAUGAUGCCUCACCUGCAGGAUGUAAGCGGAGCUGUCACUAAGAACCUCUUCCUGAAGGACAAGAAGAAGAAAGGCCUGUGGUUGGUGUCGGCUCGCCACGAUCAUCAGGUGAACCUCAACGACCUUGCGAAGAAGCUUGGCGUUGGUAGCGGCAACCUGCGGUUUGCAGAUGAGGCCAUCAUGCUGGAAAAACUCAAGGUGGGUCAGGGCUGUGCUACAGCUCUUGCUCUGCUCUUCGAUAAGGACCAGAGUGUGAAGUUCAUCCUGGACCGGGACCUGGUGGAAGGAGGUCACCAGAUGAUCUACUUCCACCCAAUGACCAACGCUGCCACCAUGGGGCUGCAGCCAGAAGAUCUACUGAGGUUCCUCAAAGAAACAGGACACGAGCCCAUCCUUGAGAGUUUUCAGUAGGAAGGGCUGCAAUCAUGGACCUGGUCCUGAACCUGAAGCUGGAUAUAAACUGGGCUCAAUUAGCCUGCAGGAAACAGACUUGGACCAGAACCUUUAUACUUUCUGAACGUGAGCUUCAGGCUGAAACUGAGGAAAUGAAUUUGACCUCAAAGGUUUAAAAUUUUGAGAAAGACAGAACUUAAUGAUUUAAGUUUGGUUCUAAGAACUUCAGCUUGAGGUCCAUAAAAUAUGGCUUUUAUGUUCAGUUCAUGAUUUGGUCUUCAGUCCUAUUUUGUCUCAGAGUUUCUCACCAAACACAACAGAUAAAAUGUCAGUUUUUACUGUAGCAUGUCCCAAAGACAGCUGGCCCAAAUUCCCAUUAAAGACAUAAAACAGAA
Molecule: messenger RNA, 1134 nt
Organism: Girardinichthys multiradiatus
Lineage: Eukaryota; Metazoa; Chordata; Actinopteri; Cyprinodontiformes; Goodeidae
Gene: prorsd1
Product: prolyl-tRNA synthetase domain containing 1
Exons: 4
Coding region: 347-757 (136 amino acids)
Molecular function (GO): aminoacyl-tRNA deacylase activity
Source: RefSeq, a predicted model, not a curated record